This is a messenger RNA of Ambispora gerdemannii, 819 nucleotides long. The record is from the annotation of a GenBank genome assembly. NCBI's taxonomy places the organism in Eukaryota, Fungi, Glomeromycota, Glomeromycetes, Archaeosporales, Ambisporaceae.
AUGGAUAUAAAUAAUAAAAAAAUUACUAAAAGUGAAGCUUCCGAAAACCAAAAGUACCACCACUACCAGUACCGACUUCCCAAGGGUGAGCCACCUGACGUCAUCGUUCCCAUUCCUAUUAGACCUGGUGGUAGUAACGCAAGUCAACAACAAAUACUUCAGCUACAUUCCGUUCACAUGCCACGACAAUUCACUUUUUCCGAGUUUAAGAGGAAGAAGAGCACACAGGCUCAUCAAUCCACUGCUCUUUCAGAGUUGUUACAGUAUAAAGAUUCGGAAGAAGAGAAAGAGGGGGAGGGGAAGGACGAGACUCGAGCCAUAAGUACUAUUAUUAAUAAUACGGAAACAAACCCGGAAAUGAUUAAAGAGGAUACUGUUUCUCCAAUCACAAACACCGAACGAGUCCCCGUUAUAAAAAACGAAUCGGCUAAAGAUGAUAGUAACAAUAAUGACAAUAAAGUGGGUCAUAAAAGUAUUUUUAAUACCAAAAACGCAAUGGAGCUUGCAUUGCGAAUUGCCAAUCAAUUUGUUAUGGAUGGUUCAAAAGAGACUCACAACCCAAACCGUACAAAGCCUUUUCGCUGUGAAGUAGAAGGAUGCAUGAGCACAUUCACCCGGAAACACGAUCUGAAACGACACGUAAAUGGAAUUCAUAAAUGUGAAAAGUUGUAUCAGUGUCCGGCGUGUUUGAGGAAUUUCUCGAGAAAGGAUGCGUGGAAAAGGCAUUCAGUUGGUUGUGCGCCGCCGACUGUUGAGACAAAGAAUGUGCAGCCUAUCGAGGUCGAAUUACGGAGGAAGAUCGUAGAAUUAAUUAAUUGA